Galendromus occidentalis (western predatory mite) is the source of this 2036-nucleotide messenger RNA. It is a transcript of the gene Taf4, whose product is annotated as TBP-associated factor 4. The coding region runs from base 135 to 1583 and encodes 482 amino acids. Gene Ontology annotation, molecular function: RNA polymerase II general transcription initiation factor activity; protein heterodimerization activity; DNA binding. The record is from RefSeq and is a predicted model, not a curated record. The transcript is spliced from 5 exons. Lineage: Eukaryota; Metazoa; Arthropoda; Arachnida; Mesostigmata; Phytoseiidae. Gene Ontology annotation, cellular component: transcription factor TFIID complex. Gene Ontology annotation, biological process: DNA-templated transcription; transcription initiation at RNA polymerase II promoter.
AAUAUUCCGGUCCCAUCCGUUCGGGCUUCCCCCCGCCCGAGUUGUUCGAUGGGAGAAAGGUCCUCCGAUGUUAUCUAAGUUAUUCUCGUACGCCUCAGGUCGUUAUCCAUCCGACGUCUUCGGGUCAGGUUGUCAUGCAGCCUGGGACAACGAUGGCCGCUCCUCCUGUCAAACCUCUCACGGUACAAACAAGUCAUUCCGGUAACGUGCAGAAUUCAGGAAGCACUCAGAACACAGCAUCCCAAAUGUCUCCGAACACAGCCAAGAAAAAGUGCAAAAACUUCUUAGCCACUCUGAUCAGGCUUGCGUCCGAUCAGCCAGAGCAGACGGCGGCCAACGUCAAAGCUCUCAUCCAAGGUCUCAUCGACGGUAACAUACCGCCGGAAGACUUCACCACGCAGCUGCAGCGGGAACUGAAUUCGUCUCCGCAGCCUUGUCUGGUGCCUUUCUUGAAGAAAAGUCUUCCGCAUCUGCGACAGUCUCUCAUGACGAAAGAGCUUUCGAUAGACGGAGUUCGCCCACCGCCUCCAGGAUCGUUGACGAUAGGUCAACCAGGGGUUCCUCAAGCCAUCAUUCGCUCCGCUCCCACGACUACCGUCCGACUUCUCCAUCCCACCCGGAUGGUCACCGUAACGCCCUCACCUAGAGCCAUCCUGAACACUGGCCACAUGAUCUCAACCGGGAUGACGAAGAGCAUCGUUGUCCAAGCGCCGACGCCGAACAAGCCAAUGAAGGACAUCAUCGCCAAGCCUGUCGUCCAGCAGAAACCUCCUGGAGCCGCGCCGAAACCUCAGGUGAUUCGGAGCGUUGUCACCGCGGGUCCGAACGAAAAAGUUCGAUACGGCUCGGCGCUGCGCGAGGACGACGACAUCAACGACGUCGCAGCGAUGGGUGGUGUGAAUCUCCAGGAGGAAAGUCAACGAAUUCUGGCGAGCAGUGACAUCGUCGGAGCGACAAGGAGCUGCGGUGACGACGUUUUCCUGAAUAGCUCGGCUCUCGAGAAGCGAAUCCAUGUGAUCGCGAAGAAGCACGGUCUGGAUUCGGUCGACUCCGACGUCAUCAAACUCAUGUCCCAUGCGGUUCAAGAAAAAUUGAAGGGUUACAUCGAGCGAUUGAAUAUAAUCAGUGAGCACCGAGCUGAGCCCCCGGCGUUCAAGGCCGAACCAGCGAAAUUCGAACCCACCAGCGAUGUCCGAUCUCAGCUCCGAUUUCUGGACGAGCUCGACAAAUUGGAGAAGAAACGCCACGAAGAGCACGAACGAGAGUUACUCAUACGAGUGGCGAAGUCUCGAAGUAAAGUCGAAGAUCCAGAGCAGCAGAAAUUGAAACAACGAGCCAAAGAGAUGCAAAAAGCUGAAAUGGAGGAAAUGAGACAACGGGAAGCGAACAACACCGCGCUCCAGGCCAUCGGUAUCCGGAAGAAGCCGCGUUUGGACGGAGGCCUGGGGGCCUCGGGACCGGGCGGCGCUAAAGUUCUCCGACCACGGAUCAAGCGCGUGAACAUGAAGGACAUGCUAUUUAUGUUAGAGAGUGAUAAGCACUGGAUGCGGAGCAACUUUAUUUAUAAGAGUUACUUGAAGUGAGCGGAAGAGCAGCGAGCGCUCCGGAACUGUCGCUGGCGAUCUCUCUGAAUCCGCGGGGCCAUUUUGCCGCGGUUUUUUCUACCUGCCCUUGUUGAAGUGAGAAAAGAUAAUCGUUUGUAUAUCUCCAAGCUUCCCCAUUACCGGCGAUUCACACUCCGUCGUUGAACAUACAUAUAUGUAGGUUGUCAGACCACGAGGCCGUUUUGUAUAGAAGUGCAAUCAAUCACUUUGUUCCGAGAACUUCCGAAAGGCAUGGAUUUUUAUCAGGUUCGUUGUAGAGUGUACCGAGCGCUGUUGGGGCGGAGCGCGAUGUGCGUCGACGAAUAUUUCGAACGGAGCGAGGCGGAUUAUCAGGAAAUGACAUCUGGUCACGUCUACAAGAACUGCUCGGAGGAACGACAAAUACUAUUCUCGACUUCGAUUGUGAAUAAAAAUUAUCAUGGAGAACAUGGU